Messenger RNA from Myxozyma melibiosi, 1087 nucleotides. Its product is annotated as RNA polymerase III subunit Rpc25-domain-containing protein. Gene Ontology annotation, molecular function: DNA binding; DNA-directed RNA polymerase activity. The record is from RefSeq and is a predicted model, not a curated record. Bases 328 to 1011 code for a protein of 227 amino acids. Gene Ontology annotation, cellular component: RNA polymerase III complex. Lineage: Eukaryota; Fungi; Ascomycota; Lipomycetes; Lipomycetales; Lipomycetaceae. The transcript is spliced from 4 exons. Gene Ontology annotation, biological process: DNA-templated transcription; transcription initiation at RNA polymerase III promoter.
CAACCAUCAAUUAUAACCUGAUGAUUAGCUAUUAACACUACCAUUUUCUAAUUACUUUUACUGUUUGAUAUAGUUAACAAUUGCAAUUGACAACUACCUUCCAGAAGAUCGUGGAGUUAACAUACCCUAACCGCUGGGAAUAGCCAGAAUCUUAAAAAAAAUCUCCAGCACGUUCAAAGAAGACCUCAGAUAUCUGCUAUAGAAGCGCGCAUGUACUUGCGGUAAGAUCGAUAGUGUUGCUGUGGACCUGUUCACUUCUCUGUACCGAAUACGGAACACGAAUAAGAAGGAGAAGGAAAAGGGAGGAGACAGGGCAGAGAAGCGACGAUGUUCAUCCUCAGCAAGUUCUCGGAUCUGAUCCGGAUUGAACCAUCAAAGUUCUCGAAAAAGACCGAAGACGCUCUUGAGGACGAGAUUAAUGUCAAGUUUGCAAACAAGGUCGUUCAGGACGUGGGGUUGUGUCUGUGUCUGUAUGAUAUUUUGGAAGUUGGAGAUGGCCUUAUUCGGCAUGGCGACGGUUCUGCAUACAUCAAAACUGUGUUCCGGUUAGUAGUUUUCCGGCCGUUUAUAGGUGAAGUACUAGUCGGUUGGGUUUCCUCCUGCUCGGAAGAGGGUAUAAAAGUUCGCAUGGGCUUCUUCGACGACAUCUUCAUCCCAAAAGAAUACCUCUUCGAAUCCUGCAUCUUCAUCCCACGAGAACAAGCCUGGGUCUGGCGCGACGAGCACGAUCUCUACAUUGACACCAACGAGCGGAUCAGGUUUCGCGUCGAACAGGAGAUUUUCACAGAUCAAUCCCCUCGCGGGCCGAAAAAUACCGAGCCCGAGGGCGCGUCUUCGGCGGUCGCGCAGAACGGGGGAGCGGCGGCUGGUGCGACGAGUACAGAUGCAGCGGCGGCGGAGCAGCAGCAGCAGUUGCUACAGAAUGGAAGCUCACACACCGCUGUGCCUCCUUACUCGUUAAUAGCUUCUUGCCAGACGUAUGGAAUGGGUUUAGCUACUUGGUGGGAUUAGUAUGUGCAAUUUUUGGAUUGGGAAGAGAACCGUGUACGAUAUUUCAAUAUAGAGAGGGUAAUGAUGUAAAUCUGUG